Angiostrongylus costaricensis is the source of this 423-nucleotide messenger RNA. The record is from the annotation of a GenBank genome assembly. Lineage: Eukaryota; Metazoa; Nematoda; Chromadorea; Rhabditida; Metastrongylidae.
UUCAUGAUACCUUCUGCAGGACAUGUGAAAGCAGCUCUUUGGAAAACAAAUUCGAUUCGUUUGAAAUCCUCCUCAGAGCAGAAAAUACUCUUUUAUUUUAAGGUAUCCGAUCGAAGUGCAGUUGCUGAAAGUCGGCGUUGUGUCGAAGCAAUGGAAGUUGACGUGACCAUAGAAGGUCAGCGUGCGUUCAUCCAGCUGCGACGAACUCUUGAUGAUGUUCGCUGGAGAGGCGAAAACAUCUCUGUUCUGGGACGUGUUAUUGUCCGCCCACCGUAUACGCCUGAAAGCGCUGAUGCACUGCAGGCUGAUUCACAAGCGCAGUCGGCAUUGAUGCACGUUCGUAAAAUACUAUCGAAACCGUUUAUUCCGGAACAGAGACUGACCGCUUGCUGUGUUGCGCACGAAGACAACGGUGGUCUAUAG